GAAGAGAGAGAAGUAACUAAGAGUUUCUCUUUCUCUGUAUGCUCUCUGCCUCUCUCUCGUUCUUUUGGAAACCCUAAUAUUUCUCUCCGGUCUUUCUUUUAUUAUUUCGUUCCUCAUUUGUUUCUUCGUGAGUAGCAAGUAGAUCCGAAAGUUCAAAGUCUAGGGUUUCUCCGAUUUGGAUCGAUCAGCACAUCUCGAAAUCUAGGGUUUUUUUUUCCCUUCUCUCCGCUGGGUUUGUGGAGAGGUUCUCUAGAUCCAGGGUUUCCCUCUGUAAAUGGACGGUGCCCUAGCUGGCUCGGUCCUUGCUAAAAACCUAGCUUCCUGCAACAAGACUACUAGAGACAGAGCUUUUCGUCUCCUCAAAACAUGGUUACCGUCACAGGGACGCGUCUCGGAUGACGAAAUGAAGAAGAUCUGGAAAGGCUUGUUCUACUGCGUCUGGCACGCCGAUAAACAAAAAAUUCAGAUCGAGCUCAUCAACCGACUCGCUUCGCUUCUUGUAAGUCUCGAUCUCCCUCUGUCCGUGCAUUACUUCGAGGUUUUCUUGACGACGAUUCGUCGCGAAUGGAGUGGAAUAGACCUUCUGAGGUUGGACAAGUUUUAUCUUUUGAUUCGUAGAUUUGUUAACUAUUUCUUCCUUCUUUUGAAGAAGAAUUCAUGGGAUCUUGAGUUGUCGAGUCGUUUAAUGUGCAUCUGGGAAGAAAAAACGCUUUUGGCUUCUGAUAAGUAUCCAGCUCAGGGUAUUAAUUAUCAUGUCUCUGAGGUUUUCUUGGAAGAACUCAAGCCUUUUCUUCCUGUUAGAUUGGAAAUAUUAGGUGUCCUGUUCAAACCUUUCCUUUCUGUGAUGGAGAAGUCUUCAGAUAAAGUUUUUCUGAAUAAGAUCAAAUCUGGCAUAUUUGAUUGCUUGCUUAGAAAUGGGAAGAAGCUCUUGGAGCUCAAGAAAGCUGGGAAAGGUGUUGAAACUGGCGAUGAAGUGAAUCUAUUUGGAACAAUAGCUCUGACAUUGGAUCUUUCGGUGAAGUUCUUUAAUUUGGGUUCCUCUCCAGAGUGCAUUCAAGGUAACAGGAAAGUAUUGUUUGGGUUGCAUGAGGAGUUUCUCAAGUUGGAAAAGGAAAUGUCAAAUGCAGGAAUAGAAGUUUCAAUUCCAGAGGUCAUUGGGGAUAACGUAGAUGAGGUGCCUGAUUUGAUUCCCAUUACUGCACAAGAAGUUGGUGCAACUGAUGUCUCCUUAGAAGUGGUUGAUGUGGAACCUGCAGUUUCCAAUGGGUCAGUAAGUAAGCUUUCUAAGAAGGGCAAGAAGGCAAAAAAGGCUUCCAAAGGAACUAGUAAAAAAGCCAAGACCAGUAUGAAUGGGUUUGCUAGUUCCGUUGAUUCAGAGAAUGGCAUGGAUCAUAACAUACAUACCGCAAAUGGUGAGAAUUUGAACGAGGAUGAUGAAGGGAAAGAAAAAGAUAGGGAUGGAAGUGAGAAUAUUGCAACAAAUGACGACCCAGCAUCUGAUGAGAAUUUGAUUCCUUUAUCUGAAUCUCUGAUAUCAAAUUUACAGGUGCAGUUUGAGAAGGUUGCUGCUGAGGUUGGAAUGGGGGAAGAUGGUAUAAGUGCAUAUGGCUCACCCACAUCACCGGUUGAUAGUGUUUCAAAGAAGAGAAAGAGGUCAAAAAAUGUAGAUGGGCAGGUUUCUAAUAGUGCAGAUUUGAGUAAUCAGGGGGGUAGUGCAGCAGGAAAAAGUGUGGAAAAGAGUGCCAAGAAGGUCAGGUUUUCCAUGAAAAAUAACUUGGUUUGGAAGCCACACAAUCCUUUACCUCCCCAAAGCUUGAGAUUACCACCCUCAGCUACUCCUAGAGGUAGUGCACUUAAGAAAGGGAUUCCCCCAGGUCCAAUUAGGGAGAUCCCAUCCACCACAAAAAAGUUGAAGAAGCGGGCAAGCUCUGUGAAAAAAGCACGCAAGGGUCCAAAGAGUGUUUCCCCAGCCAUCAAACGUCUGAGGAAGUUGCAGUCCCUUUCCGUAUAAUGUGACUGACUUGGAUGAGGAUUAUAUUUCUUUGUAUUCUUCUUUUCAAAGUCUAUUUGUGCUCCUUUUACCAACCCUAGCGGCUAAUUAUUAGAGAGAUGGAUGUGAUCCCAAAGAGUGAUUAUUUUUUUUUUAUCAAAUUAGCAAUAUAGGCUGCACCUUGCACUCAGUUUUUAUGGAUAUUCAUAUUUGAGACUGUUUUUCUUGGUGGGUAAUUUGUUCUAUUUCAUUGAUAAUUGAGGCAAGCACAUUCAUGA
This is a messenger RNA of Nelumbo nucifera (sacred lotus), 2268 nucleotides long. RefSeq names its product ribosomal RNA processing-like protein. The record is from RefSeq and is a predicted model, not a curated record. Gene Ontology annotation, cellular component: nucleus; preribosome, small subunit precursor. Lineage: Eukaryota; Viridiplantae; Streptophyta; Magnoliopsida; Proteales; Nelumbonaceae. Gene Ontology annotation, biological process: rRNA processing.